CCUCCGGGGUCCCAACUGUUGGAAGCUAGAAGCAGGUGCCAUGGAGUACACCGGGAGCAAAUAUAUCGGAGAAUAUGUAGACGGGAGGAUGGAGGGCAAAGCUGAAUACAUCCUCCCUACUGAAACAAGAUAUGUUGGGGACAUGAAGGACGGCAUGUUUCAUGGCCAAGGAACCCUGUACUUCCCCAGCGGGAGCCGAUACGAUGCCAUCUGGGACAAGGGAUUGGUCGUAAAGGGUACAUACACCUUUGCUGACGGGCUGCAGUACGAGGGUGAGAACUGGCAUUACUGCGACAGCUACGAUCGGAGGUUUUAUACCGAGAUCUGCUAUGGCUUGAAGCCUGCAGGCAUCUCUCAACUCACCAAUAUGGACCCACCCAGAAAAAUCCCUGCUGGCUGUUAUGAUUGUGGAGAUGGGUUCUAUAACCCAGUCACGAGGGUAAUCAAGGACUACAGAUAUCGCUACCUGAGAAAUGCAGAUGACGACGAGCAUGAGUGGAUCAUCCGGACCUGCCGGAAGGGCUGGGAUGAGAUCGUGGGUCACAGACCCAAACUGUAAGUUCUGCAGCUGCCUUCACCAAGAUUUCCAUCUGCACUGCAGGCAUGGGCUGGUCUAGCAGGGCAGGAUAGUUCUAGAACCUGUCUUUUGACUUGGGAAUAAAGACUUUCUGUAGUCAGUAGGCCCUUAGAAGUAUGGUUCUCAGAGCGGGGACCCUCAUUUCACUUACAUCAUAAUCACCUGGUGAAAGCUGUGAACUACAGAGAUUCCGGGUACCCCCUAGAUGUGCUCAUCAGAAUCUCUGGGAAUGGGGCCUAGCAAUUUUCAUUCCCAAGUAUAUCUUAUGCAUAUAAAAGUUUGAGAACUAUUACCUUAUGAUAAUCAAUAUAUAUAAUUUAAUGAGCAACUAAUGUGCAGGCAGUAUGUGUGUCUUAUCGCUGCUUCUCAUGAUAGCCUUGCAAGAGAAGGCUUAGUUCAGAGAGAUUAAGUGACUUGCCCAAGAUCACAUAGCAUUUGAAUCAAGUCCCUCUGAGGACAAAGCUCAGCUGUUUUUUAACUUCACCAAGUUAG
Molecule: messenger RNA, 1069 nt
Organism: Choloepus didactylus (southern two-toed sloth)
Lineage: Eukaryota; Metazoa; Chordata; Mammalia; Pilosa; Megalonychidae
Gene: MORN5
Product: MORN repeat containing 5
Exons: 5
Coding region: 41-559 (172 amino acids)
Source: RefSeq, a predicted model, not a curated record